This is a messenger RNA of Cyprinus carpio (common carp), 1567 nucleotides long. RefSeq names its product E3 ubiquitin-protein ligase TRIM39-like. The transcript has a single exon. The record is from RefSeq and is a predicted model, not a curated record. The coding region runs from base 441 to 1001 and encodes 186 amino acids. NCBI's taxonomy places the organism in Eukaryota, Metazoa, Chordata, Actinopteri, Cypriniformes, Cyprinidae.
UAUAUAUAUAUAUAUAUAUAUCAGAGAAAAGCAAACACAAUUACAAGUUGACUUCUUUUGAACUGUGAAUGAAAUGUUUGUGCAACAUCUAUAAGUAGCUAAUGGAAUACACCUAAAAUAGGAGAAACUGAAAGGGAUUUGUUUAAAUGAUACCUAGAAGUCUAGUUUCGUUAGCCCUUAACUAGAUGAAUCUUUGAAGAUAGAUGGGUAGAUUGUUCAUGAAGCAACACCACAGACAGUGUAGCUCUUUCUGUAUCUGGUAAACAAUCAAAUUCAGACGCUCUUAAAGAAACAGAGUGUGAACAUUAUCAGUGCUUUUCAGGUAUUUCAUAAGAGUUUUGCGUGUGCUUUCACUUGAAUGAAUGGGAAUGGCAGUAAAAGUGACAGUAAAAGAAUGCAAACUGUGCAUGUAGAUAUUGUUGGAGUACCUCCAUGGCUUGAUGAACCCUCUAGACCUGACCUUCAACCCAGCCACGGCCCAUCCUAGUCUUCUGCUCUCCAGCGAUCUCAAAACAGUCAAGCAGUGUGCCGGAGUUAAGAGCAACACGGCUGGAGAUCAGAGCGAACGCUUCUCCACGGCCACUCAGGUCAUGUGCACCCAGAGUUUCUCCACAGGGGUUCACAUGUGGGCAGUGGAGGUUGGUCCUGGAUGUAUGUGGUCUCUGGGACUGUGCUAUAAAAGCAUCCCGCGCAAAGGUGACCACAGCAGGCUGGGGCAUAACACCAGCUCUUGGAGGCUGCAGUGGAAAAACAAGAAGCUGACGGCGUGCUACGACUUGGCUAAUGUGUCCGUAGGUGAAGGGCUGGUCAUGCCGCCAAAGAGGGUCGAAGUGACCCUGGAUUACGAAGGAGGAACUAUUGCAUUCCACAGCUCAGGUCAAGGAGGGCGAAGGCAGCACCUUCAUACAUUUAGUGCUGUGUUCAAGGACAUAGUGUAUCCUGCAUUCGGGAUCCACUCUACUUCAGAGGAGUCAUGGAUAACUCUUUUGAGUGGAGCUUGAUUGAUACGAACAUGCUUUCAUUUUCACUUUAUGUAACACUCUUCAUUAUCUCUGUCUUUUUUUUUGUCCUUUAUGCAUUUAUUAUAUAAACAUCUGCAUGAACACACAUGCAACCGGACAACAUUCUUCAGGGGCAGAUUAAGUUUUACUACAUAUCCAAAAAUGCCUGCAGCAAAGAUUUUUUUUUUUUUAUGUGUACAGUGGCUGAACAGAAAUAAAAUCAAAUGUACAUCAGAUUGUCUGAAAAACAAGAAAUACUUGUUCACACUUCCUUACUACAUCAUUUAAAUAGUUUUGACUCAAAUCACCCCACAGUCUCUCUGUGCUUUUUCUAAUGAACUUUGGUAAUAAAUCUCAAUAUACUGUAUGCAGAGGGUAUGUAACAUCUAUAACAUUACUGUGUGUGCAGAAUACAUGCUGCAUUAUGAAUGAGCAGAUUACUUAUGCUUCUUGAAUUAUUUAGAUUCAUUGCUGGAUGAUUGCACCUUUGUUAGAUGUUUAGGAUUAUUUAAACUCAUUUGGUCUGCCAAACCUACAUAACUUGAAUGGAUAUAACUUGUAAAUUA